Molecule: messenger RNA, 810 nt
Organism: Thelazia callipaeda (thelaziosis nematode)
Lineage: Eukaryota; Metazoa; Nematoda; Chromadorea; Rhabditida; Thelaziidae
Source: the annotation of a GenBank genome assembly
AUGGUUGAUAUUAGUUUGGAACUGAACCGAUCGGAUUAUAUUGACGUACGCUUGACAGAAACAGAAUUGAAAGAAGAAGUCACAAUGAAGCUGUGUGAGAUUUGUUGUCGUACUUUCUCAAAUAGCAAUGCUCUUCGUUUACAUCAGGUUAAGACACACAGUCUUGUUCGUGGAGAAUCUGAUUUUGCGCUAUUUCAUCGGAGACGGGUUUCUAAAGAUCCUAAACGACAUUACUACUGCCCUAUUGUCGGUUGCAAAUAUAAUAAUUGCAGCUAUUUCGAUUCUUAUAAACUUCUUCAUCAACAUUUUCUAAAGGUCCAUGGUGAAAAGCAUCUAAGAAGAAAAAUCUCUAUGCCUGUCAUCGUCAAUUUCAAAAUUAAUCGGACUGAUUGGACGUCUCAUCUCAGAAGAGUUUGUUCUGAGCCAAAUCAUCGAGUAAAUAAAAGCGUUCAAACGAAUGACAUGAAUACUUAUUAUCAUAAUUCAUUUUUGCAACAUGCGAGUUCUCAAACUACACAGCGAACCAACUACGAUUUCUAUCCUGCGGUUUUGCAUGAGUACUGCGAUUUUGAUUGUCAAGCACAAAUUGCUAGUGGAGUGGAAUUCGGUACACAGAUCACUCCCUCAGAUAUGCUCAAUGAAGAUUUAAAUACUAAGCAAAGUAAGGCGCACGACGAUUUUGAGUUCGAAGACAUUUGGCGUAAUAAUGAAACUCAGACUUCUGUCUUUACUGGAAAUGACGUGUUAACACAAACAGCUACAGACUUGAUGGAUGGAUGGAGCAUGACCGACUGGGACUUUCUAAUCUAA